UCUGCCCCCCCACACCCCGCUCAGCGUCUGGGCCUCAUCCCCCACUUCUCUGUCUCCCUCUCCCCCCCCUCCACCUCCCCGGACACUGACACCCCAUUACUCCAGUCUCCCCAGCCUCAGCCCGAGUCUGCCCAAGAUUGGCCUGAAGGUCGCCCCUGACUCUGCACCCCCUCACCCCGACAGGGCUACUGGGGACCAUGACUAAGACAGAUCCUGCCCCGAUGGCCCCACCGCCGCCCCGGGGCGAGGAGGAAGAAGAGGAGGAGGAGGAGGAACCGGUGCCUGAGGCUCCCAGCCCCACCCAGGAGCGCAGGCAGAAGCCUGUGGUGCACCCCUCGGCCCCUGCCCCCCUCCCCAAGGAUUACGCCUUUACCUUCUUCGACCCCAAUGACCCUGCAUGCCAGGAGAUUCUGUUCGACCCCCAGACCACCAUCCCCGAACUGUUUGCCAUUGUGCGCCAGUGGGUACCCCAAGUUCAACACAAGAUCGAUGUCAUUGGCAAUGAGAUUUUGCGCCGUGGCUGCCACGUGAACGAUCGCGAUGGACUGACGGACAUGACACUCCUCCACUAUGCGUGCAAGGCGGGGGCCCACGGAGUCGGGGACCCAGCCGCAGCUGUGCGCCUGUCCCAGCAGUUGCUGGCACUGGGCGCCGACGUGACCUUACGCAGCCGUUGGACCAACAUGAACGCGCUUCACUAUGCGGCCUAUUUUGACGUGCCCGACCUUGUGCGUGUGCUACUGAAGGGUGCACGGCCCCGAGUAGUGAACUCCACAUGCAGCGACUUCAACCACGGCUCAGCCCUGCACAUCGCAGCUUCCAACCUGUGCCUGGGAGCCGCCAAGUGUUUGCUGGAGCACGGUGCCAACCCAGCGCUGCGGAACCGAAAGGGACAGGUGCCAGCAGAGGUGGUUCCGGACCCCAUGGACAUGUCUCUGGACAAGGCCGAGGCAGCACUGGUGGCCAAGGAGCUGCGGACGCUGCUGGAAGAGGCCGUGCCACUCUCCUGUGCCCUCCCCAAGGUCACACUCCCCAACUAUGACAACGUCCCUGGCAAUCUCAUGCUCAGCGCACUGGGCCUGCGCCUGGGAGACCGAGUUCUCCUGGAUGGCCAGAAGACGGGCACGCUGCGGUUCUGUGGGACCACUGAGUUUGCCAGCGGCCAGUGGGUAGGCGUGGAGCUGGAUGAACCGGAGGGCAAGAACGAUGGCAGCGUUGGGGGAGUCCGCUACUUCAUCUGCCCCCCAAAACAGGGUCUCUUUGCUUCUGUGUCCAAGAUCUCCAAAGCAGUGGAUGCGCCCCCCUCAUCUGUCACCUCCACUCCUCGGACCCCCCGAAUGGACUUCUCCCGUGUUACUGGCAAAGGACGCAGAGAACAUAAAGGCAAGAAGAAGCCACCCUCAUCCCCAUCCCUGGGCAGUCUGCAGCAGCGUGAUGGGGCCAAGGCUGAGGUUGGAGACCAAGUACUCGUUGCAGGCCAGAAGCAGGGGGUUGUGCGCUUCUAUGGGAAGACAGACUUUGCUCCAGGUUACUGGUAUGGUAUUGAGCUCGAGCAGCCUACAGGCAAGCAUGAUGGCUCUGUCUUUGGUGUCCGGUACUUCACCUGCCCGCCACGGCAUGGAGUCUUUGCGCCAGCAUCGAGAAUUCAGAGAAUUGGUGGAUCCACUGACCCCCCUGGGGACAAUGUGGGAGCCAAAAAAGUGCACCAGGUGACAAUGACACAGCCCAAACGCACCUUCACGACAGUCCGGACCCCAAAGGACAUCGCCUCAGAGAACUCCAUCUCCAGGUUGCUCUUCUGCUGCUGGUUUCCCUGGAUGCUGAGGGCAGAGAUGCAGUCUUAGAGGCCCGGGCUUGCCCACAAAGAACCCCCUCCAGCGUCUCCUGACACAAGAUGCUCCUAAGUCACCCCGAGAUAGAUUCCCAGUAAUACAUCCAGAAUAGAGACCCCCAUUAGCCAACCCUCGACCACUGAGGCCCCAUUAUUAACACGAUAACCCCCCAAAUACAGACCCCAAGUUACCCAGAAAGAGAUUCCCUGAGUGUAGCACCUUCAGGCUAGUUCCUAUCCUAACCCCUCAGAACAGACCCCUUAAUGAGCAGAUUUUCACAUCCCCCAAAAUGAUGGUGACCUCCAUGUGAUGCUCCUCAACAGAACAUUCCCAAGUCUCUCAUUGUCAAGUCCCUCCCCACCACAUCAGGACCUCUUGACUAAAUGCAGUUAACACCUCCAGAACAACAGUAAUAGACCUUCAUGCCUCUCUCCUGCAUUGAACAUCAGCCCCCUCUAGAAUCUGUGACCCACCACGAUCAUCUUUGAGCCCUUAACGGCAAUCAUUGACCCCUGUCAUUAACAAGACCCUGCUCUUACCUCUCGAGGAGAGACCCACAUCAACCAGCCUACUGUCACCCCCAAUUUAUAGACACCAAAACAGUCCUGGAAGUGCUAAUUACAGGACCCCCAAGUCUUCCUGCCCUCUGCACCCUCAAGAAACCCCCAGUGCCUUGUAUGAAGCCCACCUUACACGGCCCACAGCCGUUGUGCUGGCCAGGUUCCCAGAAAAAUUCUCUAUUUUUUAAUGACUUCCCCCUUUGGGGGACCCCAAAAUUUGGAGGCCCCAUUAUGACACUCUGGGGAUCCUAAGCCCCAAGAGUACAUGUCCCAAACUCCCCUGUGCCAAGUCCUAUAACCCCCUAGAAGGCCCAAAGGCUCCUUAGUCCCAGGAUCCUCAAAUCAUAGAUUUGGCGGCGAAUCCCCAAAUUUAAAAUCCCGACCCCCAGCCCCCCAGAAAACUCAAUUAUAGAGGUCCUUGUGCCUGGGAUAGAGGAGACUGCAGACAGGAUAUAUAUCCCGGGCUACUGGGCACCUCAAGCCCUGUUCAUAGGCACCAAGAGACCCCAAACUGGAAUUUUCAUCCCUGGAAACCACCUUCAUGGAUCUCAAGACGUUCAAAUUCUAAGAAUCCCAGACCUAAGGGAACCCUAAAUUCUAAAAGUCCACCUCUAAUACAUGAAGGGCCCCAAGGCCUUGAGGGGAUCUGAAAUGCUGGAGCCCUCAUCUCAAUCUACCUUCUGGUCACAGGUCCCAAACACCAAAUCUGAGUGACUGGCCCAAAGGACCUCACAGCACCCGGGCCAGACCAACAGUCUGAGGGAAACCCUUGAAGGCCCAGGGGGGUCCAGGGAGGAUCUGGGGCCCUGACCACCAAGGACAGCUCACAACUGCCCCUUCACUGCAUGUCCCCUCGGCAUGACUCCUGUCCCCUUCAAUAAAGACGUUUCUAUGGUU
Molecule: messenger RNA, 3289 nt
Organism: Suncus etruscus (white-toothed pygmy shrew)
Lineage: Eukaryota; Metazoa; Chordata; Mammalia; Eulipotyphla; Soricidae
Gene: CLIP3
Product: CAP-Gly domain containing linker protein 3
Exons: 14
Coding region: 198-1844 (548 amino acids)
Biological process (GO): cytoplasmic microtubule organization
Cellular component (GO): cytoplasm; microtubule plus-end; nucleus
Molecular function (GO): microtubule plus-end binding
Source: RefSeq, a predicted model, not a curated record